Molecule: messenger RNA, 3453 nt
Organism: Ochlerotatus camptorhynchus
Lineage: Eukaryota; Metazoa; Arthropoda; Insecta; Diptera; Culicidae
Gene: VGlut
Product: Vesicular glutamate transporter
Exons: 7
Coding region: 92-1885 (597 amino acids)
Biological process (GO): regulation of synapse structure or activity; monoatomic anion transport; neurotransmitter loading into synaptic vesicle
Cellular component (GO): synaptic vesicle membrane; excitatory synapse
Molecular function (GO): L-glutamate transmembrane transporter activity; neurotransmitter transmembrane transporter activity
Source: RefSeq, a predicted model, not a curated record
AUAGCAUCUUACACACAACACAGUCACAAACACUUGCAUGAUUGUAUAUUUGUAGUGUCUGUAAAAUAGUCAAACUGUUAUUGUAGUGAAAAUGCAUCAAAUGGGCUUCGAAAAGUUCGAAAUGCCAAAGCAUGGCUACGACCAGAUGGAUGGCAACGGAAAGGGCCCAGGUGGCGGCGGCGGUGAUGGUGCUAACGGUGACUACGGAGUGGACGACGGUGGCGCCGAUUCACCGAUGUCGUUUGACGAAAUCGAACGGCCACCACUGCGACACAUAGACAAGUACGUGAAGGCACAGUGUCCCUGCAUUAAAACUACCCGCUUCACGAUCGCCCUGAUGACCUGUCUGGGGUUCAUCAUUUCCUUCGGCAUGCGCUGCAACAUGGGCAUGGCCAAGCUCCAGUUUGAAAAUGCGACCGUCAAAUACAACUGGACCGUUGCCAUGGAGAGUGCAAUCGACUCAUCCUUCUUCUGGGGCUACCUGGUCACACAGGUGCCCGGUGGUUUCCUAGCAUCCAUGUACCCUGCGAAUCGAAUCUUCGGAACGGCAAUCGCCUGCUCGUCUUUCCUGAACCUGCUGGUACCAGGUGCAAUGGCACUCGAUCCGAUUGCCCUAAUCAUGGUCCGUGUACUGCAGGGUCUGGUGGAGGGUGUGACGUAUCCUGCCUGUCACGGUAUCUGGCGCUUCUGGGCUCCCCCACUGGAGCGGUCCCGACUGGCAACGAUGGCCUUCAGCGGUUCGUACGCAGGUGUGGUGAUAGGUAUGCCAAUGUCCGGUAUCCUGGCUGGGUGGAUCAGUUGGCAUGCUCCGUUCUUCUUCUACGGGCUGUGCGGUUUGUCGUGGUACUGCUUUUGGCUGUGGUUGUCGUUCGAGAAACCGCGGCAACAUCCAAACAUCUCCAUAAAGGAACUGAAAUACAUCGAAAAAUCGCUAGGAGAAUCGGUGUCACUGCCGAUGCCGAAGAUUUCCACCACUCCCUGGCGAGCGAUGGCCACAUCGAUGCCGGUCUACGCCAUCAUUGUGGCCAACUUUUGCCGCUCGUGGAACUUUUACCUACUGGUACUGUACCAAAGUGCAUAUCUUAAGCAUUCGUUUCAAUUCAAAAUUGAAGAGACUGGUAUUUUAGGAGCACUGCCACAUCUACUGAUGACAAUUAUUGUACCGUUUGGAGGAAUGCUUGCCGAUUACCUGCGGAAAUCGGGAAUUAUGACGACAACCAACGUGAGGAAAUUGUUCAACUGUGGAGGCUUUGGGUUGGAAGGAUUCUUCUUCCUGGUAGUGGCACAUUCGACUAGUCCGAUGGCAGCCGUGACGGCACUAACGUUAGGUGUAGCCUUCAGUGGGUUCGCCAUCUCCGGCUACAACGUGAACCAUCUGGAUAUUGCACCUCGCUACGCCAGUAUACUGAUGGGAAUAUCCAACGGCAUCGGCACCAUCGCCGGUCUUAUAUGUCCUAUAGCGAUCGAUCAUUUAACGAGGGGACAGCCCAAAUCCUGCUGGUCGACGGUGUUUAUGAUAGCAGCCUCGGUACAUAUGGUGGGUAUCACCUUCUACGGAAUAUUUGCCUCCGGAGAGCUGCAACCGUGGGCAGAACCGACGAUCGAAGAGCAGAAAGCCUGGGAUCCGGUAGCCUCGGGGUACGAAAAGGAAACGACAUUCAACGAUCCCUCUGGCGGCGGAGGAGCAGCAGUUGGAGCACUAGGUCCAGCAGCCGCCAUGGAUCCUUCGGCACAAAUCAACAGCACCAAAACCGUAAGCUACGGUGCCGUAUCGCACGUGGCUGGCAAUCCGUUUGCCUAUCCCAAUGUGAUUAGCGAAGAACCGGUGCAACCGGAAGCCAAGGACUCCUACUUACACGGCAAUCCGGCCGAGCGUUCGUAUUGACCUGCUCGAUUCAAGAAAACCGUAACGUUCAGUUUGAAUUAGGUAGUGUCGAUAGGAUCUUGCGAACACAUCAGAGCGACGCAACGCAAUCCAAGUUUUGCUUCGUUUAUUGUGAUCUUAGGUAGAAUACCGUUUCCGUACAAGUUUCACUGUGGAACGAAUUAUCUGUGUUAAAAAAUAUCGACGAAGGUGGGAUGGGCGUCGAAUUAAAAUAGCAACAAAAGUGAACUGUUCAGUAUUUCAUGGUAAAAUAUCAAAACAUAACUCUAUUUCAGGUGAUGGCUCGACUAAUAUCGUGGAAAGAAUGGAAAAAUUAACCCUGCUUAAGCAAUUACAAUUUAGAUAGUACUAACAAAUACUUGAGCAACUGAUGGUGUAAGAUCAAGAUUAUUUUAGUGAAACCAGAACUAUAUUCAAAUCAAUCAAUUCAAAUCGGUUACUUGAAAAUAAAAUUGUAAAUAUUACUGUGAAAUAAGAAUAUGGCGAAGCUUGUUAAGCAUUAUAGCGCAGAGCAUUUGUUAAUCCAAAGCACGAGUAAUGCUUGUAUUAGGCGAGAAUAUAUAUUAAUCAUUACCAAUGAUAGGGUUAAGUUAGUGUACAAUAGUCCGGUGUUCUAGUUUUAACCGUCAUAGCAUCCCAUUACUUCCACAAAUCGAAAGGUGAAGAUCCGGAAGAGUAAGUAAUGUCUAUUGUAACUCAAGAAAGUAUGCUUUCGGUUUUGUAAAAUACGCGAAUUUCUUUCAACUAAAAGAGUCAAUUUUACACUUGUACACUGUAGAAACAUAGCUAUCGAUAAUGACGGAAGGAAAUGGUAGGUAUGAAGCAGCCGGAACCGACAGCCUGUACUGCACAAUUGUACUGAAAAUUUAAUCCUGAUGAAUGUUGGUGAAUGAUAGCGUCUAUAAUGGAAAAUCCUGUAGAACGGGAGCGAGAAGUAGUAGUAAUUUCCAUUUAAUUCCACUGCCUUAAUUAAGGUAAUGGGAUUAAAUAAAAAAAACUACCAAUCCUUCCCUCCUUCUUUAUCAAGGUAAAUUUAGUUUAUGGUUAAGAGCUGAGGGGUUCAGAUGAUGAUUCAUUUUAAAAGCUGCAGUAUUUGUAACGGAAUUUUUUACAAUUAAUAACUGUUGAACUGUUUUUAAUAUGUUUUUUUUUUCCUUUCUUCAUAAUACGUUUAAGAAGUGCACAAUUUAUUGAUAUUUUUAGAUGAAAUCACAAUUUUGAUGAAUAAUCCAAAAAUAUAUUCUGUGAAAAUGAAGAAAUCUUCAUUAAUUUUUCAUCAAUGACAAAGAAUCACUUGGUAACAAGAAUUGUAAUUUUGUGCUUUCUCUUCACAUUGUUGUUAUCUAGGCAGUUGCGAACGUAGCUGCUACACUGCAAAAUAUUCCGAAUUUUAAUUGUGAUGUGAAACAUUCAUUCUGAAAAGCUUGUAUUUAAUUUCAUGCAAACGAGCAUCUUGUAAGCAAUGUUGUUUACAAAGAUAGGCUUUUGAAUACAGAAUUUGCAAAAUUUCAUGAAAUGUCACACGAUUUAUAAUGUAUACUUAUAUGUGCAUACACUGCCUAAUUGAU